This is a messenger RNA of Salmo salar (Atlantic salmon), 1978 nucleotides long. RefSeq names its product cell division control protein 42 homolog. Gene Ontology annotation, biological process: small GTPase-mediated signal transduction. Gene Ontology annotation, molecular function: GTPase activity; GTP binding. NCBI's taxonomy places the organism in Eukaryota, Metazoa, Chordata, Actinopteri, Salmoniformes, Salmonidae. The record is from RefSeq and is a predicted model, not a curated record.
CAAAAUAGAAAGGAAACUGUUGUCGUCCUUUAUUGCACCAGCCUGCACCAACAGUUGAGAGGCUAUUAGAUAUUUAAAUGUGUAAUUCUCCCUCCGAUCUGAGACCGGCAGCAAUACAGCGUCUAGUCUGCCGGAAACGCACAAGAAGAAGAAAGAGACAUACAGUAAACGGAGAACACAAAUAUGCAGACGAUUAAAUGUGUUGUGGUUGGAGAUGGAGCAGUGGGAAAAACCUGCCUUUUGAUUUCAUACACAACCAACAAAUUCCCCUCUGAAUAUGUACCAACAGUGUUUGAUAACUAUGCAGUAACUGUCAUGAUUGGAGGUGAACCUUACACCCUAGGAUUAUUUGAUACUGCGGGUCAGGAGGAUUACGACAGGUUACGGCCUUUGAGCUAUCCCCAGACUGAUGUUUUCCUAGUUUGUUUCUCUAGUGUUUCACCCUCUUCAUUUGAGAAUGUUAAAGAAAAGUGGGUACCUGAAAUCACUCACCACUGUCCCAAGACGCCAUUCCUGCUGGUUGGAACUCAGAUUGACCUGAGAGAUGACCCUUCCACAGUAGAGAAGCUGGCCAAGAACAAACAGAAGCCCAUCAGCCCAGAGACAGCUGAGAAGCUCGCCCGUGACCUGAAGGCAGUCAAAUACGUUGAGUGCUCUGCCCUAACACAGAAAGGACUAAAGAAUGUGUUUGAUGAGGCAAUACUGGCUGCCCUGGAGCCUCCAGAACCCAAGAAGAGGCGCAAAUGUGUGCUGCUCUGAGCAUUUCCUCUCCUAUUGGUUAGAGCAUUUCAUCAACACUACUUGGAGAAAAGCAAACCAUUAUUGCACAACGUUACUUCAUCCUAUUGGUAACUGAUACAAAUACUUUUAAAAUGUUUGCAAAGUAGUGUGUGAACUUAAUUGAACUAGAUUGAUCUCUACUAGAACCUCAUUCCUAGAGCCAUCUCAGUAUUUUUCAGUUAAACAGAUUGGUGGCUGCAUGGUCUUAUCAGAAGUGUGAAAGGGGCACAGACACACAGCUGACGAUUGGGACCAGUGACAACAGGACAAAACAAUUUUACCUUCAAUACUGUCAGGGCAAUGUUUCCCAAAAAGUUUUUUGUUUGUAAUGAUUCACUUUUUUCAGGUGUAUAUGUUUCCAUGAACACCUGAGGUGAACAUAAAUCCCCUUUCAAUUGGGAAAGUGAUAAUAGAUUCUGUAACAGUCGGUAGUAACAAUGAUAUGUUGGUGCCAACCCAGUUACAACAUACAUGCUAUGUAUGUCAGGGCAGUAUAGUAUAUAUUUUUUGUCUUUUAAAUCAAAUGCCUUGUCUGAUGUCACAUACUCUAUUGCAUUCUAGGCACUUUAGUCUUUACUGCUCUGAAUGAAACAGCUCAUUGUUGCAGUGUAAAACCACCAUGAGACUUUUGCUUUAGAAUUUCACUCGGUCGACAGAUUGUUCCUCCUUUGACAGGAACAGAAUAUUACAGGAUGUUUAUUUGUUUUAUCCAAAAAUGUACAUCUCCCAUUGUCACAAUCUGAGUAUAAGUGAAUUUCUUGAAAUGUAUUAACCAAAUAAAGUUUAGAAUUUAAGUGUGCAUUCUUUUCUGAUUCAUAGUCAGAGUAGGAGUGCUGAUUUGCCCCUGAUUUAAGUAUGGGCUCUCAGUAUAUUGUAUUGUCAAUGUUCUGGCUUAGAGGAUGAAACUCACUCCACACUAGUUAAAGAAACAAGGACAGUCCACUUACAUUUAUUUCAUAUUCAAGAGGCAAAGCAUAAGAAGCAAUCUUGACAGGAUAGAAGUACAACCAAAUUAGCCAACAUUAUAUUAUUGAAUUCAAACGUAUUAGUUUCAAACAGUUAAUACAAACACUUCAAAUAAUGAAUGAUCUUCAUACAUAUAGUAAGGUAGUGCACUAUGUUCUGUGUAUCCUCUACAUACUGUACAUGUUAAUUACAUUCUUGUGUUUAGAAAUAAAAUAUUUACAAAAGUGUUGAA